Molecule: messenger RNA, 3027 nt
Organism: Zootoca vivipara (common lizard)
Lineage: Eukaryota; Metazoa; Chordata; Lepidosauria; Squamata; Lacertidae
Gene: BCAP29
Product: B cell receptor associated protein 29
Biological process (GO): endoplasmic reticulum to Golgi vesicle-mediated transport; intracellular protein transport
Cellular component (GO): endoplasmic reticulum; endoplasmic reticulum membrane
Source: RefSeq, a predicted model, not a curated record
UAUGUACUGAGCUGAAUGUAUACUAUGUGGCCUGAUAACUUUUAUGUGAGUAGUCAGUCCAGAAAAAUCCUUCAAUGUCCGCUAAGAAAUCCAGUUGAUUUGUUUCACUCUGAGACUAUUGUGAAAAUAUGUGCUCCUAUGGUUAGAUAUUCGAAAUUACCUUUCAGAACGUUAGUCCGGAAAUACAACUGUGAUUUAUGCUACACUCCAAUGAUUGUUGCAGCUGAUUUUGUCAGAUCUGUAAAAGCUAGACAUAGUGAAUUUACUACAAACCAAGGUGAUCGCCCUCUGAUUGUUCAGUUUGCUGCUAAAGAUGCAGAAGUUCUAGCAGAAGCUGCUUGUAUCAUCAGUCCUUUUGCCGAUGGCGUAGAUGUAAAUUGUGGCUGUCCACAGAGGUGGGCUAUGGCAGAAGGUUUUGGUGCUUGCUUAAUAAACAAACCAGAACUGGUGCAAGAGAUGGUGAGGCUGGUAAGAAAUCAAGUUGAAAACCCCAUGUUUUCAGUAUCUAUUAAGAUAAGGAUUCAUGAUGACCUAAAAAGAACUGUAGACCUGUGUCAAAAAGCGGAAGCAGCUGGAGUAUCCUGGAUUACAGUCCAUGGGAGAAAUGUAGAAGAAAGACACCAGCCAGUACACUAUGAUGCAAUUAAAAUAAUUAAACAAAGUAUGUCUAUACCGGUUAUAGCUAAUGGUGACAUUAAAUCUUUAAAAGAUGUGAAGGACGUUCAUCAAAAAACAGGAACAGAUGGUAUCAUGGUUGCUAGGGGGCUUUUAGCCAAUCCUGCCAUGUUUGCAGGAUAUGAAGAAACGCCUCUGCAGUGCCUGCAAGACUGGGUCGAUAUUGCUCUUGAACAUGGGACUCCUUUUGCAUGCUUUCACCACCAUUUAAUGUACAUGCUGGAAAGGAUUACUUCAAAGCAAGAAAAGAAAGUUUUCAAUGUUUUAUCAAGUACAUCGGCUGUUUUAGACUACCUUAGAAAUAACUACGGCGGCCUCCCAUUCGCUGCCAGGCCCGCGCUCCUCGCCUUCUCCCCACCCGGCUGUUGGGGCUCCGCCGCUCGGCCCGCCCGUCCGCCCGGCCUCCUGCAGCCGCGGCUCCUUUUCCCUCCCUUCGUUCCGCAGCUUCCGCCGCCGCCGACUCGCGUGUGCCGGGCAGAAAGCGGCCCUGAAAGAUCUCGCGGAGCUGCUGCCGGUCGAGGCCGCAGGACCCCGGAGGACGCCUCUCCCCCUUCGGGGGAUGAAGGAAGGGGGGGAAAGACCGCAGCAGCGCCUCUUUGGGAAGCGGGAUCCCUCACAGAUAAGAUGACUUUUCAGUGGACAGCUGUUGCAGCCUUUCUCUAUGCCGAAAUAGCAAUAUUGCUGUUGCUCUGCCUCCCGAUUAUUUCUCCUCUGAGAUGGGAGAAGGUUUUUAUGAUCUCUGUGUGGAGCAGAAUUAAAAACUAUUGGAACAAGGGGUUCCUUACAAUUAUAAUUCUGUUAAUUGUUUUAUUUCUGGAUGCUGUUAGAGAAGUGAGGAAAUACUCAAAUGUUAACUUAAGUGAUAAAAAUGCACAUACAAGUGCCAAUGCAUUGGAUCACAUUCAUAUGAAACUUUUUAGGUCACAACGAAAUCUUUAUAUCUCAGGAUUCUCUCUGUUUCUUUGGCUUGUACUGAGACGUACCAUUUCCCUUAUCACUUCAUUGGCAAAAAAGAUGGGAGACCAGAAAGCUCUAGAAAUGGAAGUAGAAAAUAUCAACCAAGUUGCCAAGAAGUGCUUGGAAGAGAAUGAAAAACUUCAAUCAAUGAAAGCUAAAUGUGACAUUGGAGAGGUGUCUGACGAAGAGCUACAGGAAGAAGUGAAAAAUCUGAAAGACGAAUUAAAGAAAACUUCACAUGCUCUCAGCAAGGCCAAAGAUGACUUUUCUACAACUCAGAAGCGGUGUGAAGGCCUUAGAAAAGAAUAUGACCAACUUACAAAAGAAUACAACAGAAUGCGGUGUUCUUCAGGUGGAAAACGUGAAAAGAAAGGCCAGUAAAUGCAGUACAAGGACAUCAUUAAUACACGUGCAUCAACAUGAAUCGUCUCUUGUUCCUGUCUUUACUCUCCAAAGCUUUAUAAAAACAAGGUCUAUUUUCUUUAAAGGGAAAUGCUCUGCAUUCGUAGCUGAAACGCUAGAUUGCCAAACAUAUUUUAUUUUGCAAUGGAAAUAGUGGCUAGGAUCCAAAGACCUACUUUACUUGUGUCAAAGGCGCAGUGGAAGUUUUGCUUUGAUUUUUGUUCUUGUUUUUAUUUGAAUGGCAGAUUCCCAUGGCAUGUCACACAAACUCCAUUAAGCUGCAAAAGAGAUUUGUCAUGUCCAUUGGAGGGCUGGUGAUCAAGAAAUAAAAGUCCAUACCUCCUUUGAGCACACAGCUUUAUUUGUGUGGUUAUUUGGAUGCAGACCAGUAAGGGGUGUGCUGUCAGUAUACUGUGAAAAAUCCUAUAAGGAAAAUGUAAAGCAGUUUAAAAUGAAAAUUUCCAUUAACUACUGUUCAGCUUCUAUGCACUGUUUUACACUGAAACUGAAAAAGGUAGGAGAGAUUGUACAACCGCCAGCUAUAGCAAUGUAGAGAAGGCUUUAUAAACUACAUCAAACCAUAAUGCUAGAUCACAGUGAAACAUGCUACGUCCAGAUAACUUGACAAACAGUAAAAAGCAUUAAAAUAAAUUUUAAAGGACUUCACAUUUAAUUACAUAGUUAAUUAACUAUAGUUAUUUAUAAUUGAGAGUUUCUUCUUUCCCCAUCUUUAGAUUUUUACUAUAGUAUACUUUAUCUACUUCAUGUAUUCAAGAAUUUGAAUAUGUUGUAUUUUCUUUCUGCAGUGGGUGAUACCCCUGAAAAACACAUAUAUGUAACUUACAAAACAGGCUUUUAUGGUGAUUAGUUAUUUGUGACAUUGUUUCUUUCUUAAAACCUUCAUUAUCUGCAACUGAAAGAUUUUAUUUUUUACAUUGGUUCCAGUAUGCUGCUUGGAUGUUGAUUUGUUAAUAAAGAGAUUGUUUAAGCUUG